This is a messenger RNA of Astrephomene gubernaculifera, 807 nucleotides long. Lineage: Eukaryota; Viridiplantae; Chlorophyta; Chlorophyceae; Chlamydomonadales; Astrephomenaceae. The record is from the annotation of a GenBank genome assembly.
CGAAUCAGAGCGGCUCAGACGGAGGCUGCGGAGAGGGGGAUCCCAUGGCAACCGACCUGCCGUACGGAACCAGCCGUACAGCCCCAGGCGCUCCUUCCGGACAGCAGCAGCUGCCGUACCCAUCCCUGCAUGCGCCCAACACGCAUUCACAACCCGGCAGCACCGUCGGCGGCCCCGGCAGCGGCGGCGGCGGCCCGUUUUCUGGGCUCAUAGCUGAUGACAACGCCGCCAUGCACGGACUGACGGCGGCGGUUGGCGGUUUGGAGCGCUGCAUGGGGGCGCUGCAUGCUGCCGUACUCGCGCAGGGUGGCCCUGGCGGGAGGGGAGGCAGGCCGGCGGAUUGGGACCAGUUGCAGGCUCACGCCCGGAAGCUGCUGGGCGACCUUUCCAGCGUUACCUCCCGCAUCCGAAACAUGAACGACCUGCUUCACGCGCUGCAGGGCCGCUAGCAGGAGGCGAACGUGCAGGGGUUGGGGACGUGCGUGCGUGUGUGCGUAUGCGUAUGCGUGAUGUUCUUUGUGCGUGGUGAGGGUGCCCUGACAUGCGUGCAGCGUGCUGCGAAGUGUUAGGGUUGCAGGAAUGAGCCGUAUAGAGUAGGCUGACUUUGUAAUGCGCGGUUGCACACGGGUUUCAGCGGAGAGUUACAGGAGUGUGAUGUAGGUGGAGAGUGAGAUGACGAGUUGACACGAAAUGCGUCCUUUGCAUCAACGACCCAUGGGUCAGCCAUUAACGGGCACAGUCGUCUGAGGGUUCAGUGCAUGCAGCGCAUUGAUAGUCCUGGGAACGAAUGAGCCAAACGGGGUCGCA